Messenger RNA from Anopheles coustani, 4381 nucleotides. Its product is annotated as ethanolaminephosphotransferase 1. The transcript is spliced from 6 exons. Gene Ontology annotation, biological process: phosphatidylethanolamine biosynthetic process. The coding region runs from base 578 to 1741 and encodes 387 amino acids. Gene Ontology annotation, cellular component: Golgi apparatus; endoplasmic reticulum membrane. The record is from RefSeq and is a predicted model, not a curated record. Gene Ontology annotation, molecular function: ethanolaminephosphotransferase activity. NCBI's taxonomy places the organism in Eukaryota, Metazoa, Arthropoda, Insecta, Diptera, Culicidae.
CGAGGAACCGCGGAAAAGGUGUGAUUCGGCGAGGCAGUUCGAAGCAUUGGAAAAAAUCGAAGAAUUUUGCAUGCUGCAUGGUUUCCUCCGGUACAUAUUGCACUGCGUAGCUCCACAGAGCAUCGGCCGUGUUUCGUUCCCAUCGACUGGGCACCCGAUCCGCGCCGGCGAAGCAGCGGCCUGAAAUGUGUAUCGGAAAAGCCGCACGAAGGUGGUGAGAAGAAGGGUAUUUGCAAGCGCGUGUGCUUAUCGGGUGUGCUGUUGUGUGGAAGAGGUGCGCUUUCAGCCGGUAAAACGUUCGGUGCUCCGCGUUUGUGUUCCUUCGGCGCCCGGGGGCAGUUUAGUCUCGAAGCUAACGGAAAGCAGAUCCGUCGGCAUAGUCAAACCAAAUGGUGGAUUAGAGAGCAGCUACUAGGCAUUGUCGGUAGUUUUUCACACAGACGAGCACCGAGCUAAAUCAAGGUCCUAGUAGCCCAGUGCCGGGCAUUUGGAACGAAGCGAAAAGGGGUGUAGAUUAACCAGCACGAUUUACUAAUUAACCCCUUUCCGAGGCAAUAUCCGUGCGUGCUAGCCAACCAUGGGUGACGACGGGUACCUUACCAAGGAACAUCUAGCCGGGUUCGAUAAUUAUAAGUACAAUGCUAAGGAUACAUCGCCACUCAGUAUUUACAUUAUGCAUCCGUUUUGGAAUUGGCUCGUAGAGUAUUUCCCAAAAUGGAUCGCACCGAAUCUGAUGACGUUCGCCGGGUUCCUCUUUACCGUCGCCAACUUUGUGAUGCUCUCCUGGUAUGACUGGGGUUUCUGGGCCAGCACGGAACUGGAGGAUACGACCCCGGUGCCGAACUGGUUCUGGGCGCUGGCGGCGGUAAACAUCUUCCUCGCCUACACGCUCGACGGUAUCGACGGGAAGCAGGCGCGAAGAAUCAAACUGUCUGGCCCGCUCGGGGAGCUGUUUGAUCAUGGGCUCGAUUCCUAUUCUGCCUUUUUCAUACCGGCCUGCCUGUACAGUAUUUUUGGACGUGGACCAACGUCCGUGCCGCCGAUACGCAUGUACUACAUCAUGUGGACUAUCUUCUUCAACUUUUACCUAUCGCACUGGGAAAAGUACAAUACCGGUGUGCUGUACUUGCCAUGGGGGUACGAUCUAGGGAUGUGGGGCUCGGUGCUGAUGUAUUUGGCCACGUGGAAGUUCGGGUACCAGCUGUGGAAAGUGGCACUCCCAUGGGGCAUUUCGGCCGGCCAGCUGAUGGAGCUGAGCUUGCACGUGAGCGCCAUGUCCAACCUUCCGGUGGUAGUGUACAAUAUGUACCGAUCGUACAAGGAUCGCACCGGAAAGAUGCGCACCAUGAAGGAAGCGAUGCGCCCCCUGUUCACGUACGGUUCUUUUAUGUUCGUUUGCCUGCUGUGGGUGUUUGUUUCACCGAGUGACAUCAUGAAUCGUGACCCCCGUGCCGUCUAUAUCAUGACGGGAACCAUUUUUAGCAACAUUAGUUGUCGGUUGAUUGUGUCGCAAAUGUCUAACACCAUCGCGGAAACAUUCAACUGGUUAACGGGUGUGCUUUGCUGUGCUAUAGUUUUAAGUCUCACUAUGCCGCUUCUCGAAAGGCCACUGCUCUACAUGCUGGUGAUCGGUUCUUCCCUUGCUCACUGGCACUACGGAACCGGGGUGGUUCAGGAAAUGUGCAAACACUUCAACCGACGAUGCUUCCUGGUAUCGAAACGUAGCGAAUCCAAAGAGUAGGAUCCGCUUCUGUGUGCUGUCUAGUUUGUGCGGCGGGGAGGAGGAGGAGGAGCAGAACGACAAACCAACCAAAAGUAACGUCAAUUUGUCAGCCAACAGCCUAUCAACCGACGGACACACACUCAUCUACCGCAUCGGCAGCAGGACAAGCGCUCUCUUAGAUCCUUGUCUUUAAUCCCUGGGGAAAAAACCGAGGAUCAUACAAUCAUGUAUGUGUGUACACGCGUUGACUAUCGCUGCCAAUUGUUCUCUCUACAUUUGCAUGCAUUUUUCUACCUCUAACUUGCGUUUUCGGUUCGGAUUUUCCUGUGCAUUGUGAUUCAAGUUGUGUUGUAACUAAUGGAAGGACAGCAACUUUGCUUGAAUUAUGCUAAUAAUGCUUUCGCAAAACACACUUCUCGAACAGCGUCGCGUCAAGGUGCCCAACUAUACUCUACCUAUUUAUAUCACUACUGAUUCUGAUUGCAUACAUGAUAAAAUGCCACCAUUGAUCAGCUACAGUUUCUAGCGAUCUUCAACUAUGGAGCAGUCUUGAAUACGAAGCUCCGCCUGUAACACCUCUCGUACUUCCAGGUUUCAUAGGAAGUUAUAGCGAAACCAAAAUAACUAGCAUGAAGAAUUGUGAAGCAUACGUAAAACCAUAUCGAUUGCAAAGGAAGCGUUCGGUAAGGGAAGAUAAACAAAUCCGAUCGAAUCCCGGUUCCUAGUCUGCUAAUGUCGGCUUCUUAAAAGAUGCGCUGAUAGCUCUUUGCAGGUAUUAAUCAAUUUCAAUUUAGAAAUCUAUGUCUACCACAACUAAUGAUAAACAAGUGCUACUCUCUUCCUUUUUAAAAUAUUGUUUACACACAAUCUAAGCUUCACCUGCCGCAUUCUCGUCACAUCACACGAACUCACCCUCCCCGGACUGGUACGUCUCAAAGCAAACGAAUUUGCACAUUUACUCCAAGCAUGUGUUUCUACUUGACCUUCCGAUAGUAGGGCAUCCGUUUAUCCAAAGAUGUCGCCUGGGGAAACCACAGAACGCACUCGUUCGUAUUAUGCUAGCGUUCCAUUUCCCCAGCGUGCGCGUAGGUGUUUCGUCUUUCGUAUUUUUAUUGAUUAACUCUUCCUUAUUAACUAACUUUGGCUCACAUUCUUAGAGGCAUUAAUAAUGUAUAUAUUUCCUGUGUAAGAAAAUACAUAUGCUAUGAAAGUGAACGUGUUUGAUCUCGUACGGGCUGGUAUAAAUGGAUCCACACAGACGAAGACAGUCAGGCACGGGUCCGGUUCCAAACUAAUAACCAAUUGUAUUACACUAUGGCCGUCUGGUUGGGAUGUGGGGCAAAAAGGAGAAAAGAUAUUUGAAUAUGUUUACGUCGAUGUAAGUGAUGCUGACCCCAGAUAUUUACGUAAUUUUAUGCCAGUGGACAUAUAUUUGUACAGAGUUUUUUGCAUGAUCGCGCCUUUUGCAUUUUUACAACCGCCCACCACCACCACCACCACCACAUUCGAACGUAGAAUUCGCUGAAUUAUUGUGUGCAGCAUCACAACUGAAAACAUAGGGCGCGUUCGGAGUCGCACUAGUAAACGGUUGAACUGAAGCGAACACCCUAACUUGUUGCACACAUGUUAACAGUGUGCCCCAGGGCAAACAGGGGCAAAACAAGGACAAUAACGUGUAACACACAAAGCUAACAGGCGGACAAAUAUGUUGGCUUUUUUGGUUUGGUUGAAAACUCAGCUUCGGAAAUUCAAAAUUAUUAAACAAGCAUCACAUGUGAGCAAGUAAUUUUCGAUCCUCCGAUAGGAAAAGAAAGAUUAACUGCACGAAAAUAGUCACCAAAAUUACAAUUUAGGAUUGCGUACAUUCGCACACUUCACUACUCCACCCAUUUACUCAUUCUACUUUACACGAGUGCCAUACAAUGUGUUAUGUCUCGUUUGCCAAAAGGCUCGAUUAAUUUUUAACUUAGUUCACCGUCGGCUACACGAAAGGCUACACAAACGCUUCAUAAUUAGAAUAUUUAUUAUCCGAGCUGUUUAACGACAACGAUUAGUUUCCCUUAACACACUAGUUUAAGAGCACGAAUUCUAAAUGAUGCGCUGGAAGUGAAGAGUUUGGAAACGUUGGAAUAUGCAGACGCGCAACAAUGGAGGGCGAAGGAAUGGUAAAAUGGAAACAAGUCAGGAAUUGGUGUCGAUUGAUUUAAUAUAGCUGUCAAGGAAAAAUCAAAUCAAAAUCUAAAUGUAUAGCUAGUACUCAGUAUAUACAGCCACACGACAGACGCUAAAACAUUGCAGUAAGGAUAUUUAUACGUAUAUAAGUGCGACUAAUAAUCACCAAAACUUCUUCAAAACACAGACUUACUACGUAGGACAGGCACGUUUAGGUUUUUUUUUUGACGAUAAAACAUCUGAUACCGAUGCUGCUGCUUCCGGUAAACAACAUCCCAAUUGCUACCAAAACAACUAGUACUCGUUUAGGUUUUAUGUGGCUUAGUUCGACCGUUCCAAGGUCGUUCGUUUCCAAACCAAGCUCGAUUCCAGUACCGAUCCAGCGUUUCGUUAAUGUUGUACUAAAGAAACAUAACAAUUGAGUGUUCCGUACGAUCUAUGUUCCAGUUGUCCAGUUUUAAAUCAAAUCAAUAAAGGAAAUUGAGU